UUAUGUACUGUUUUCUCCAUUCUGGUGUGAUAUGAGCACUCAGGUGCUCUGCGAAUUUCAUUUUCCUUCGAAGAUUGAAUGAUUCGAUGACAAUAGUGCUUGUAUUUCAGUAAAUACGAUAAAACACAGUUAUCGAGACGAAUGGUCCGUCAAGAGGAAUCAUAACGAGUUAUUUUGGGAAAAACAAAUUGAACUUAUGAAAGAUUCCUGCAUGAAAUUCGUUUAGGUUAUGAAUACCGCAUAGUGCUCUCACAAUACCAAGCAUACCUAUUUGAAAAUUUUUACACGGUGACGUUUCGACACGUUUCACUGUGCAGCAUUUUGAUAAUGCUUUUUGCAUCCAAAAGAAUCAACGGAGAACACUGUUUGUUUAUGAUGACGAAACUAACAUUUGCAAGAUACCGACAAUUACGAUUGUACUCAACAAUAAGUGAGUCGAAUAGUUUAUACAAGUCUCAUCCAGGCAUAGUGAAGCCUAGGGUAGUAAACCAGCCCAAACAGCUUUAUGAAGUAAUUAGGUCAUUUAUUAGAGAUGAACGUAUGAAGAAGACAGAUAUUUACGAAAAUGCAAAAAAAUUAGCUUUGCAUCUACAUGGUCGACAUAUUCCACCUGAAGUAGAUGACUUAGUAGCAAAAUGGGAGACAGUCAAAUCUCGUAUUGGGGGACAUAUAGAAGAGGAAGAUCUGAAAAGGAAUAGAUAUGCUAGAAAACUCUACAAGACCCUUGUUUACAAUUGGGCUCCAAUACAAUAUGAUACAAAAACUGGAUUAGCAUAUCUAAUUAGUAGAAGCGUACCAGAAUAUAGCGCUUUGUACAAAAUUUUUAAUGAAAUUAGAACCAAAGAUACUGAUUUCACACCAACAUCAUUGUUUGACUUUGGUUCUGGUAUUGGAACAACUAUAUGGGCAGCAUCCGAUUUUUGGCUUAAGUCCAUUAAAGAAUAUUAUUGUGUCGAUGUUUCUGCCAACAUGAAUGACCUGUCUGCACAUGUUGUAAAAAGGAUAAGGCCCGAGAUAAAUUUCAAAUAUAUUUUCUAUCGGCAAUUUCUACCUGCAUCUGCAUCUCCAACUUAUGAUAUUGUAGUGAGCGCAUAUUCCCUAUUUGAAUUACCAAACCAAAAAUCGCGAAUUGAACUGAUUGCGAAACUUUGGAAAAAGACGUCGCAGUACCUAGUCAUUGUAGAACAAGGAACAAAGGCUGGCUUUGAUUUAAUAAACGAAGCUAGAGAAUUCAUUCUGAUGUACAACAAGUCCGAGGUGCACGUAUUUUCACCCUGUCCACACGAUUUAGAAUGCCCUAGGUCGGCAGACGAAACUCCUUGUAAUUUUGAGCUGAGUUACUUGACGCUACCAUUUCCUGAAAAGUCCGAAUAUAAACAUGAACGAUAUUCGUAUGUGGUGUUCAAGAAAGGAGAUCGUGCUGAAGAUGACGAUGGGUGGCCAAGAAUAGUUAGGCCAGUAUUAAAACGUUCAAAACACACUAUUUGUCGUAUGUGCACAGCUGCUGGAGAAUUAAAGGAAUACAUUUUUACUGAAUACAAAAAUGGAAAAACCAUGUACAAAUUUGCAAGAUGCAGCAAAUGGGGCGACCGUUUACCUUUUGCAGAAAUAGAAGAAAUGACUACAAAACAGAAAACGGGAGAAACUGUCGAUGUAAAGGAAACAGAUGUAGAGGAAACAGACACAGAUGAAACAGAUGUAGAAGAAACUACCGAAGAUUCCAAAUAAAUAUGAAUUCAUAUCACAGAAUUCCUUUUGCCUAGUAGAAAUACUAUCAGACAAUUAUUUUUGUAAAUAAACUUCCUUUUAUGUACUGUUAAUUGAGACAAUUGUUUCUAUCAAUUUGUUUAUAUUUUAUACAGUACCUGAAGACAGUGUAUUAAUAAAAAAAAACAAAAUAAAAUU
Messenger RNA from Megalopta genalis, 1905 nucleotides. Lineage: Eukaryota; Metazoa; Arthropoda; Insecta; Hymenoptera; Halictidae. The record is from RefSeq and is a predicted model, not a curated record.